GGCUUGAACACUAGAGCUCAGAGAGCGGUGGAGGAAGAACAAACGCAUAGAGCCUAACACCUGCCAGACUAUUUUACUAUUUUAAGUGUUAAUAUUUCCUGGAUUUGUCUAUGCCUGGAUUUGUCAUUCCGGAGUUUUCAGGGGACGAUGACUUAAAUGAAAACGUGAGAGAUUUCUAAAGCAUCACGUAAUUUCCAUGCAUGUAAUUUGAGGAAAAGUGCUCUCUGCAUGAAGCAAACUUUUUGACAACUUGCGAAACCUUACCAAGCAGUGGGUCUACGUGAAGCAGUAUUACACGUUUACAUUGCCUACGGUGAUACACAUUUUCUACUAUUAGUUUGGAGGCAGAUUUCAAACGUUAUCAUUUUCGGAAGGCUAAACAACGCCACAGAAUGUGACAUCUACUGUCUCGCGACGACGCCGACUGAGCAUACCUGCAUUGCAAGACUCCAAAGGUUAACUCUGCCUUCAUUGCUAUGGAGACCACCCAAGCGCUCCUCUUCUUUCUCCUGAGUAUAUGUGUCUACAGUUGCCAUGCCGACGCUCGGACUGCUCCCAGAGUGCAUUUGUCUUACAAAGAGCUGUUGGAGACGCGGACGGCACGGCCCUUCUCCUUCUCCUUCAACACCAGUGACUACCGCAUCCUGCACAUGGACCAGGACCAGGGCCGUCUCUACCUGGGCAGCCGGGAGUAUCUGGUGGCCCUGGACAUGCACAACAUCAACAAGGAGCCCCUCAUAAUUCACUGGCCGGCCACUACCCAGAGGAAAGGAGAGUGUAGAAUGACUGGAAAGGGUGGGCAGGGGGAGUGUGCAAACUUUGUGCGUCUGAUUGAACCCUGGAAUCGCACACACCUAUACACCUGUGGCACAGGGGCCUAUAAGCCUAUCUGCACCUUCAUCAACAGAGGAUGGAGAGCAGAGGUACGGACACACACAUGCACACAGACACACACACAAACAUUCCUACCUCCAUAUAUUGUCCUCUCUGUGCAGGAGUACCUGUUUAGGCUGGUCCCUGGCUAUGGGGACUCAGGGAAAGGGAAAUGCUCAUAUGACCCUCGACAGGAGAACGCUGCGGCCCUUAUCAAUGGGAAUCUGUAUGCAGGGGUCCACGUUGACUUCAUGGGCACGGAUCCGGCCAUCUUUAGAACCCUGGGGGACAGACCUGCUGUCAGGACGGAGCAAUAUGACUCCCGCUGGCUGAAUGAGCCAGUGUUUGUUAAGAUCCAGCAGAUUCCUGACAGCUCCGAGAGGAAUGAUGAUAAACUCUACUUCUUCUUCCGGGAGAAGAGUCUGGAUGGUGCCGGGGGGGCCAGCCCCAGUGUCCUGGCCAGGGUGGGCCGAGUAUGCCUGAAUGAUGAUGGGGGUCAGAGGUCACUGGUCAACAAGUGGACGACCUUCCUGAAAGCUCGGCUGGUGUGCUCAGUGAUAGGGAGCGAUGGUGUGGAGACCUAUUUCGACGAGCUGAAGGAUGUCUUCAUUCAGCCAACACAAGACCUUCGCAAUCCUGUCGUGUACGCCGUCUUUUCCACUGCGGGUUCUGUGUUUAAGGGCUCAGCCGUGUGUGUCUACUCUAUGUCCGACAUCCGCAAUGUCUUCAAUGGCCCUUUCUCACACAAGCACGGACACAACUACCAGUGGACCCCCUACACUGGAAAGAUCCCCUACCCUCGCCCUGGAACAUGUCCAGGAGGAACGUUCACCCCAGGCCUCCGCUCCACCAAGGAGUUUUCGGAUGAGGCGGUGAACUUUGUGAGGGCGCACCCCCUCAUGUACCACUCUGUCUACCCCAUACACAAGAGGCCUCUGGUGGUGCGAACGGGGGUGGACUACCGCUUCACCUCCAUCGUGGUGGACCUGGUGGAUGCUGUGGACGGGAGGUAUGAGGUGCUCUUCCUGGGCACUGAUCGUGGGACAGUCCAAAAGGUGAUAGUACUUCCUAAAGACACUAGCACAACGGAAGAGCUCACAUUAGAGGAGGUGGAGGUGUUCAGGAAUCCAGCUCCUAUUAAGACUAUGAAGCUAUCAUCAAAAAGGCAACAGCUGUAUGUGUCGUCAGAGAUGGGGCUUACCCAGGUGUCCCUGCACAGGUGUGGCGUCUAUGGGAAGGCCUGUUCAGACUGCUGCCUGGCCAGAGACCCUUACUGUGCCUGGGAUGGGGAGACCUGCUCUGCCUUUAGCCCCUCCACCAAGAGGCGGAGCAGAAGACAGGAUAUUAAGCAUGGAGACCCCUUGCGGCAGUGCAGAGGGUUCAAUGCAAAAGUUGAGAAGCGUCUCAGUGAAACAGUGCAGUUUGGGGUGGAGGGGAGUAGCACUUUCCUGGAGUGCCAACCCAGAUCUCCACAAGCGACAGUCAAAUGGCUCUACCAGAAACCAGACGGCAGGAGGAAAGUGCUGAGCCGAGACAGAGAGGUGCUGAAGACUGGUCACGGCAUCCUGCUUAAGUCUUUGAGUCAUGCCGACGGGGGGCUGUACAACUGCCUGGCCACCGAGAACAACUUCAAGCACACGGUGGCCCGCGUGGCCCUCCGCAUCCUGGACCGGGAGAUUGUGGAGGCCCUCACCUCCCCGGACGGCCCCCCGGAGGACCAGAACCCCCAUCACCACCGACACCCCCACCACCACCCUCCGCCUCCACCACCCCCUCCUCACAACCUGCCCCCGCAGUUCUCCUCCCAGCCGGAGAUCCGCCUCAUCAACCAGUACUGUCAGUCCUACUGGCAGCAGCUCAACCUCAACCUGCCCACCAAACGCACUAGCAGGAGGCACACUGAGAGCCAGCCAGAGCCAGCCCCGGGGGCCCCUAGGCAGUCCUAAACCCCAUCUCCCUCCCUCUACUCCACUGGUACCUGAGCCAGGCCCUGUAGGGCCACUGUGGCCCUGCACAAUGGUAACGGGCAGACUCACUCAUGUUGUUGUGAUUUUGUUGUUGUUGUUGUUGUUGUUUAUCUCACUCCCAUUUAGGGUUAGUCUCCAUGAGCCCAAUUCUAACUUUAGAUCUGUGCACAUAGCUCUGUGGUUUCUUGCAAAAUUGGUGUUACACACACUGAGUGUUUGGUCAUAUGAAUCUUUAGAUUCAUCUGCAAAUGAACUACGCUAUUCCGUCCAAGCUAGUAACCUGGUUAGUAACUAGUUAGAGCCUUGAAUGCUGAUUGGCUGACAUCCGUGGUAUAUCAGACCGUAUACCACAGGUAUGACAAAACAUUUAUACUUCCUGCUGUAAUUAUGUUGGUAACCAGUUUAUAAUAGCAAUAAGGCACCUUGGGGGUUUGUCGUAUAUGGCCAAUAUACCAAGGCUAAGGGCUGAAUCCAGGCCCUCUGCGAUGCUUAGUGCCUAAGAACAGCCCUUAGCCAUGGUAUAUUGGCCAUAUACCAUACCCCCUCAUGCCUUAUUGUUUAAGAAUGUCACAUUGUAUUGUAUCACUCAGUGUAAGAAAUUUUAGAAACUGCAGAGGAUUUUGUUAGUGUACACAAUAGUUGCCUAGCCACCACCAUGGUAGUGAGGUGAUAUAGAGACACUGUAUCAUAUGAAUCAUUGUAAAAUGUGUCACAUGUUGUAUGGCUGCCUCAACCUCACUUUUUACAAUCCAUUUGUUCCACUGAAUCUAGUUGAUGAAACAUGGGCAAUUUAAUAGUAUUACGUAUAUUAUGUUUCCAUUCUAAAUAUUGUUACAAUAGAAUCCUGCCAAUGUCAAGUCAGAAAGAAUAAGGCUCAGGGUCGUUCUUGAAUUGCGGUGGCAUCUGGCCUUGGCAUUUUGGCAAAAAUAGUUUUUUAAUGUUUAAAAAAUGGGUUCUAUUCUAAAUCAACUAAUGUGGAAGUUUAAUGACUAAUUAUUUGUACCAUUAUGAUUACAUUGUGCCACCAGUAGGAGUAGUGACAGCAAUUACUGUCACCCCAAUGACUGUCACACCAAUGACUGUCACCCCAAUCAAUGACUGUCACACCAAUGACUGUCACCCCAAUGACUGUCACACUACUGACUGUCACACCAAUGACUGUCACCCCAAUGACACAUUUAAGGUAAUAGAGGAUUUUCUUAAAUGGAGGCCACAAAUGUUCAAAUCUAAGGUCACAAUGUAAUUUCCCUUCUUUUAAAUUGAGUAACACCAAUGACACUUUCCAUUUACAUAUACUAAAUGAUCAAUGGAAUCCUCAAAUUUGUGACAUACUAAAAGGGUGUGAUUAGCUAAUAACUUUCUUUAAUAUAGACCCCUAUAUAGACCCCUCCCCAAUAACAAUUUGCCGCUCGAGGGAUUGCUAAAUGUCCUUCUAUAACACCAAUGACAUAAAACUUAGGGUCACAUAAUAUUUGUAAAAAAAUAAAAACAAUAAUUGGUUUUAUUGUUCUUUGCCAGGGAUGGGCAACGGCGGCUCACUUUUGUAGGCCCGUGGAUCCCCCCAACUUCAUGUUGAGAGGAGAGUUAGAAUAGUAGAAUACACAAGGUGCAAUUUAGAAAUUUGGUUGUGCAUCAGCAGUUUUUCUCUUGUUUUGUUAGUCACUGACAGUCACUCAAUUAGCUCAUGUUUAGGUUGGCAGGUAGCCUAGUGGUUAAGAGUGUUAGGCCAGUAACCAAAAGGUCACUGGUUUGAAUCCCUGAGCCGACCAGGUGAAAAAUAUCUGCCGAUGUGACCUUGAGCAGAUCUAUGUCAGGUUGGACUUUGCAUGAAUCCACUGCUCUUUCUCUCACCCACGCCAUGAAACAUAUUUUUUUGAGACUGUACAUAUUCCUGUAAGUUCUGCAUUUUGGUGGUGGGGGUGUAAGGGAUGGGAUGGGGUAGGGGGUAUUAUUAUGAUCUAUUGUUGAUUGACAGGACCAAUAUUCACAGAAAGAGGCUUUCAUGAAAAAUAGGUAGACCUUUUUGGAAAUGAAACAUAUAAAUAUUUGAAUGAAUAAAUGAUUAUGGAUAGGAAGCCGUAAUACUGUAGUACAGCAACGUGCUGAGCAGGGCACUUAACCCUAGUUGCUCUGGAUAAGAGCAUCUGCUUAAAUGUUUCACCAAAACAUAUUUUUUUGAUAGCUGGCUAAACUAACUCACCUAUCUAAAUCUGUAGUAAUUAUGAUUGAAUUACUGACUUUGAUUUUGUUAGUCACACUCACUCAGAUAUCAUAGGAAAUUAGCUGUAAAACUCCAAAUGAUUAUCUCCUCUCCAUGGCAAAAUGAGUAGAAUUGCAUGAAAUUUGUGGGCCCCUCAUGAUGAGUUCAGAUUUUUGGUGGCCCCCACCCCUAUCCAAGAUGUCCAUCCCUGAUCUAAAAAUAUACGAUAUACUUUUGUUUACUUUCUAGAAUUCAAAUUAAUAGAUAGAUAACCCUAAAACAUGUUACUACAACUCUACUCAUCACUACUGGGACAAUCCAGUUUGCUUUCCCUAAAUACUUUAAACAAUGCCUAAACAUAAAGUCUUGCAGUAUAAAGUACUUGCAUUAUAAUUUGUCAUUUAUAAACAGUUCAAUAUAAACAAAAGCAUGGAUGAUGUGUAACUAUUUGUCUUUUUCAAUCGUUUUUCAUGGUGGCAAAAGCGAUGGACGCAAAUGCCACCGCAAUUCAAGAAUGACCCGUUUACAUGUUUUUCGUCUGCCAUUUCUUAAGAUUCUGAUAUAAUCUAUUUUAAAACAUGACAUUUCACAGAAAAUGUGGAAUAUCAGACACUCCUGCUUAAUUUGACCAAACAUUUGUUAGCAGGAAGAAACUGACCAAAUUAGUCUCUAUUUCUUUUUAUUGGUUGGACUCCUGGGGUUAUUCAAUUGUUAUUGUUUUUUAACCCAAUACUAUACUUACUAAACACAAAACCAUUAGUGUCAGCUAAAAAGCUAUCCAAAUCUAAUGUUUGAGUAAAUUGCUUCGACCUUUGUGCUUCUUUCUGCUCAGCACUUCAACAGUGUGUUAGGCAGAGACCAAAUUUUGGACCAAACACUGUUCCAUUCUCCAGCCAAGACUAUCAAGGGAUUAAAAAAUGAACAUGUACAUAGAGCAAGUUUGGUUUGGAAUGACUCAUUCAGAAAAAGAGAUUCAUUAGCUGUUGAUAAUUUCAGCAAGAAAAGAAAAUGGAGACAGCAUAGGGGUUUUCCAUUGUGUUGCUUCGAAAUGGCAGUACAUAUUCUCUCUUCAGUGGGAGUUACAUUACUUUUACAACAGCUUGACAUCAGAUGAGAAACUGAUCCAACAGAAACUGGACUGGAAGGCUCUUUAAAAUGUGACUAUGUGACAUGGCCACACUGUAUUUUUCUUGUCCUCUAGAGAUGAGUCAUUAGUAUACUCACUAGCACUCACCUGGCUCUAUCAUGUGCUUUUGUUGGAUACCACACGUAUUCAGUGCAUUCAUAUGGUAUAAAUACAUGUAAAGGACUUUUAGAUCUCACAGAUCUAUGUCAGGUUGGACUUUUCAUGAAUCCACUGCUCUUUCUCUCACCCACGCCAUGAAACAUAUUUAUUUUGAGACUGUACAUAUUCCUGUAAGUUCUGCACUUUGGUGGUGGGGGUGUAAGGGAUGGGAUGGGGUAGGGGGUAUUAUUAUGAUCUAUUGUUGAUUGACAGGACCAAUAUUCACAGAAAGAGGCUUUCAUCAAAAAUAGGUAGACCUUUUUGGAAAUGAAACAUAUUAAUAAAUAUGAAUCAAUAAAAUAUGAAUAAAUGAUUAUGGAUAGGAAGCCAUAAUACUGUAGUACAGCAACGUGCUGACAGAUUACUCAACUCUGAAGCCAAAGAAUCCUCUAUUUGAAUGAAAACGUGUUCUAUUUAAAGGUCCAAUGGAGCCAUUUUUAUAUCAAUAUCAAAUCCUUUCUGGGUAACAAUUAAGUACCUUACUGUGAUUGUUUUCAAUUAAAAUUGUAAAAAAUAAACAAAAAUAGCUUCUUAGCAAAGAGCAAUAUUUCAAGCAAUAAUUUAGCUUGGACUGUCUGGGAGUUGUGGGGCCUAAUUGGAGGGAUAUGUAACCUGAAAACUAGCUGUUAUUGGAAGAGAGGUUUACAACUCUUUGUUAUUGGUCUAAUAACUUAUAACACCUGGUAAUGUCGCCAGGCAGACCAAAACUCCAUCCCACUAAAACAGACAGAAAUUUCAGGUGGUCUUUUCAAACAGCUCUUACACUAAAAGUGCAUUAUGAUAAUUUUCACAAUUUCACAGUAUUAUUCCAACCUCAUAGUGUGGAAAUAUAAAUAUAAAACACAGAAAAUCACAUUUUUGACUGCACUGGGCCUUUAACAUAUUUUUCACUAUAUUCACGUUCUUUGUGGCUUUACAAGGCUUCUUUGUCUUUUCUUAGCUAUAGAGUUUGAAUCCAGAAAUGUCUACCUGUCUCGUUUCUGGAAUAUUAUUUGUAAUAAAACAAAAGUCACUCAAACAAAACAAUGUAACGCUUGGUACCAUAUUCCUUCUAGAGUAUGUCUGUGACCUGAUUCAAGAGUGACAUGAGUAAAUUAACAUUUUAAAAGGGAGUUACGGGUGAAUAACAAACCCAUUUCAUUCAGUAACUAUACAAUUAUUUUGUUCCCAAAACUAUUCAUUGGUGUCAGCCAUCUUGGCCUUUCCACUCCCUACUGCGUCUAACCAGUCAGCCAAUCAGAGUGGCUUAUAUGCAAGCCACAAUGGUUGGCUUCAGCAGGAAAUUCCACUGUAGCUUAGUGCAGGUCACAACCCUUCGCAGAAGGAAUACUGUGCAUUUAGCGGUUCUUUGUCUUGCUGUUUUUUGGGCUUGUGUGUUUGUCAUUGAGCUACGUUGACUCUAUCUGUGUUUUUUCUUUGUACUUGUAGAUGUGUUUGUGUUAGUUUAAAUUGAUAUGGUUGUUUGUAAUAAAUAUUAUUUUAUUAUUAUGA
Molecule: messenger RNA, 7816 nt
Organism: Oncorhynchus tshawytscha (Chinook salmon)
Lineage: Eukaryota; Metazoa; Chordata; Actinopteri; Salmoniformes; Salmonidae
Product: semaphorin-3F
Exons: 17
Coding region: 477-2819 (780 amino acids)
Biological process (GO): semaphorin-plexin signaling pathway; axon guidance; negative regulation of axon extension involved in axon guidance
Molecular function (GO): semaphorin receptor binding; chemorepellent activity
Source: RefSeq, a predicted model, not a curated record